Messenger RNA from Theileria equi strain WA, 687 nucleotides. RefSeq lists its product as hypothetical. The transcript is spliced from 5 exons. NCBI's taxonomy places the organism in Eukaryota, Apicomplexa, Aconoidasida, Piroplasmida, Theileriidae. Bases 1 to 687 code for a protein of 228 amino acids. The record is from RefSeq and is a predicted model, not a curated record.
AUGAGCAGUCAGGAACUUGUUGUAAAGCUUGCCUCCCUGAAGUCCAUCAUUCAGAGAAAUGAUCCAAAAUUCACCAGUAUCCAGAAUUGGAAUCAAGAGGAAUCUGGAUUAUCCCAAAUAACCACGCAAGAUACUCUGUCUAAUUACAUUAUAGGCAACUCUUUCCAACGGGAUGUUGAUAAUAAUAUAACAAAGUCUCAAGAUACUCAAUUUGAACGUCGAACCUCCGCUAGAAUAAAAGAAAAAAGGGCGAGAUCGGUUGAGCAGAUAAUUAUUCCAAGGACAAAAGCUGCCGAAAGUAAACGAGUUGUGCCUACGAAAAAAGUGAAACAGGAUAAAAAAGCAGGUAGACAAAAUCAAGUAGCUUUGGAAAAAUCGCAGCAACAACUGUCAAGGAUUAGACCAGUGGUUAAAAAUCUUUUUAGUGAUGCAAAUAAUAGUGAAGAGGUCAAAGACAUGGAACUUGAUUUGCGCAUAAGGGCAUAUCUAUCAGUUAUGAAAAUAGAAUCAUUAACUGAAUUGCUCGACAAUGAAUUUAGCGAGUACAAAGAACGAUCUGGACUGUCUAAUUAUGGCUACGUUGGAAAGGACCAAAUAAUUGACGAAAUUAUGAGAUUUCUAAACAGAAGGGCAAUUGAUCUAUAUUUCAGUCUAAAAUCAGACACGUUCUACAAUAGACAAAGAUAG